GAAAAGGCAAAACUUCUAAGAAGUCAGCCUGCUCAAAUUGUGGAACCCAAAGGUCUUCUGUAUGUCCAGCAGAGAGAAUUUGCAGUGACUACCCCUAAAGAUAGUUCUGUUUCCAUUCUUGGAUCAGAUGAUGCAACUACCUGCCACAUAGUUGUGCUCCGACACACAGGCAGUGGAGCGACCUGCUUGACACACUGCGACGGAUCAGACACCGAAGCUGAGGUGUCACUCAUCAUGAGUUCAGUGAAAUCUUUCUCUAGCACCACAGGGUAUGGAAGGCUGGAAGUGCACCUAGUUGGAGGUUUCAAUGAUGAUAGGCAGUUAUCACAAAAACUUACUAAUCAGCUUCUUAGAGCAUUCGAUCUCCAACCAGAUGAUGUUCAUUUAGUGACUUUCUGCGUAACAGAACUAAAUGACAGAGAAGAAAAAGACAUUCACUUUCCAAUAAUUUAUGGAAUAGCUGUGAAUGUUAAAACAGCAGAGAUUUUCCCUGCAACCUUCCCAGAAAAAGGGCCGGAUGAAGAUUUGCGUUCAGCCCAUGUUCUAACAGGAGCAACACUGACUAACAUUUACGAUGCAAAGAUGGAACAACUACAUAUUGGGCCUUAUUCCUGGAGGCCUUUCCCACACGUGGAUUUCUGGUUGGAACAAGAUGAUGAACAGAUUUUACAGAAUCUUUCCACAUCGCCCCUGGCUGAGCCACCCCACUUUGUUUCCCACAUUAGAUCUACAUUAACAUUUCUAAAAGAACAUCCCUUUCCAUCUCACUCCCUGUUUCCUGACAGGAAACCUCGCAUCUACAAAAAAAAUGAAGAAGGGUUGUGGGAACAGGUUUGCUCUGACAAGAUUUAG
Messenger RNA from Pterocles gutturalis (yellow-throated sandgrouse), 852 nucleotides. RefSeq names its product N-terminal asparagine amidase (gene NTAN1). Lineage: Eukaryota; Metazoa; Chordata; Aves; Pterocliformes; Pteroclidae. Gene Ontology annotation, molecular function: protein-N-terminal asparagine amidohydrolase activity. Gene Ontology annotation, biological process: ubiquitin-dependent protein catabolic process. The annotation marks the transcript as partial. The transcript is spliced from 9 exons. Gene Ontology annotation, cellular component: nucleus. The record is from RefSeq and is a predicted model, not a curated record.